AUUUGACAAGGGCGUUCCAGGAGAUCUUGCAAGUUCGCGCAAAGUUGUAGACGAUAUCUUCAGAUUGAAAUGCUUCAUUUUGGGUUGACAGCAAGCUCGGAACACUGUAACGUUGGAUAUACGCAAUUCGUGGAAUAGAAACCGAUGCACGUGCUAAUAUAUGCGCACUGCUAACGAGGAUGGUGCUUCGAUGAUAUCACCAUAUGCGGACCAGAUAUCUGGCAUACAGUGAACUUCUUUAAUUACCUGGUUCGAUGCUAUGCUCCGACAUGCAACUCCCUCCCUUUCUUCCUCACUCUUUGCUUCAGACCCUCAUCAUGUCCGGUCGCAGCUUAUACCUAGGAGGUCUACCAGAUGCAGUCAAAGAGGACGAUAUACGCAGGCACUUGUCAAUCUAUGGCAAGAUUAAUACCAUUCACAUCUUUCCCGGAUACGGCUUUGUCGAGUUCGAGUCCGAAACAGAUGCAGUAGCAAGCUUAGCGAAUCAACUCUUCCUUGGAUAUGAGAUGUCAAUUCAACUCGCGAGACAUCGUCGGAAGACCGUCGGGUCUGACGAGAGAAAUACAACAAGAACUGAAGGUUCUCCGCCCGUGAGAGAGCGGAGUCGUACUACCAGCAGUCAUUCGUCAGAAUAUCAGGCUAGGACGCGAUAUCCCGUCACUGUCCAUAACCUCGACAGGCAGACAUGUUGGCAAGAGUUGAAGGACUUUGGUCGACUUGCUGGCGGUACCGUGGUUUUCUGUCAGGUGGAUAAGAUCAAUCGCGGAAGAGGCCUGAUUGAAUACCUCACUCAAGAAGAUGCUGAUCGCGCGGUGAAGGAACUGAACGGAAGGACACUCCACGACAGAGUCUUAAGUCUCUACAUUCACGCAACUCGCCGCCCAUAUGAUCACUUCCGACGUGCCUCUCCUGCACCAAUCCCUCCCAAGAAUUGUCAUCGUCGUCAACCUUAUCCACAGCCUCGUUCUCGUCAGAGCACAGUAGAUUCUGCUUACUCUCCUCGAGGACGCACUCUCACGAAUGAGCAGAACUUGUCGCCUGUCAAGCGCGUUGAGAACUACUCCCCCAAUCGUCCAACAGUAUAUCCUCCGAAAGAAGCUGUCAGAGUCGGUUCUGGAGAGUCGCUGUAUGACAGAAUCCAUUACCAGCAAGCCGAACGGCCUCAAGCAGCGGACGAUAGGUAUAGGGAUUAUGAUAGAAGGAACUACGGCUGAUCCGCGCUUUUGUUUUGUUUUGUUUUGCCGCUUUGCUGGUCGCUUUUGAGUCUGCUUUUGUCGUACGUUGAUCUCCGUUGCAUUGCUCUCCGUGUAGUUGUACGAUUAUUCAAACUUGUCCUCCUG
Somion occarium is the source of this 1340-nucleotide messenger RNA. Lineage: Eukaryota; Fungi; Basidiomycota; Agaricomycetes; Polyporales; Cerrenaceae. The record is from the annotation of a GenBank genome assembly.